GCGCUCUGAGGCGCCGCGGAGUGGACCCUGCGGGCGGGGAGCAUGAAGAGCUGGUGCUUGUGUCAGAUCUGCACCUGCGGGCGACAUCAUUGUCCACAUGGGACCACGAGGAUUUAUGAAAAUUCUGGCGUGUACUGCCCAACCACUGAGUACUUGGAAAAAUAUCCUACAUAUGGCCAUGUUCUUCCAGCUCAGAGUCUCAAACCCAAGCAAGAACUUCGAGCAUACCGUGGUAAAAUGGAAGGAAUAACAACAUUUAAAUCAGACUAUCGUCCUUAUGAAACGGUCCAACAGCCUCGCCACGUACCAGAAGAAUAUAAACCAAAACAGGGGGAGAUUGAUCUGGACACCACCUACAAGCGGGAUUUUAAUUCUUAUAAAGUGCAGCCUGUGGCAAUAGUGCGGCCUUUGGAGAGACCACAAGUUAAGAAAGGGAAGUUGGACACUGUCCCAACCUAUAAAGACGAUUACAGACCUUGGGACAUUCAGAGAAGUGAACUUAGUAAACCAGAACAAACUUACUAUCCCCCAACUGUGAAAUUUGGAAAUUCCACUACAUUUCAGGAUGACUACGUUCCCCAGGACGUGCAGCCAAGGCAAAAUUUUAAACCCGUCUCUGUGGUCCAAGUGCCCACGGCCCCUUUUCAUGGUGACACGAGCCAUCGCCUCGAUUAUGUGCCUUAUCAGCUCGAAGCCAAGUCUGCUCGGCCCAAAGAAGCUUACAGGCCACCCAACCAACCCUUUGAGGGCCUCACAACUCACCGAUGUGCCUUCCAGGGGCUUGUUGGUGAAAGUGCAAAAAUCUGCAGGCCUGCCCACGCCGGAGUGACCCGAAAUGCCCCGUUUGAGGGAAGCACUGAAUUCCGGGAAAGUUUCCAGCCUUGGGAGAUCCCACCCCCCGGAGUCAAGAAAGUACCCGAGUACGUCCCCCCUACAGGGGCCAUGCAGUUGCAGAGCACCAGCCAGCUCGACUACGUCCCCUACCAGGCGGCGCGUGUUGUCCCCAUCAGGCCCGCAUCCCACAGGAGGAGUAACAAGUGUCCUUUCCAAGGAAGAAGCACCACGAAGGACGAUUUCCCCGCGUGGGAAAGUUGUCGCCGAGGGCUCAUUAAAAAGCAGCAGCAGAUUCCCCACCCGUCUGGAAAAUUCGACGGUUUAAGCACUUUCAGAUCUCACUACGUGCCGCACGAGCUCGUUCCGACAGAGAGCUGUAAGCCCGUAAACACGUCCUUUCGGAGUUCCGGUCCAUUCGAUGACGUGACCAUGUACUCCACUGAGUAUGCCCCGAAGAAACCGGAGGUCUGCCCUGCCAGCUUCCCGUCUCCCCCGGGCUACGUCUACGAAAACACAAAUUCCCGAGGCCACAAAUUCUUCCGCAGGAUGGUGCCCGCGGCGGGGGCCUGCUAGCCGGCGAGUCCCGUGUACAAGGAGGCUCGCUCAGUGAUGUUGGCUUUCCGAGGGCAAAACCGAUUGUUUACAGCAGAAAAAAAAUUAGGAGAGCGCCAACACAAAUCAUCUUUAAAUUUUUAAUCAAGAAA
Messenger RNA from Pteronotus mesoamericanus, 1538 nucleotides. RefSeq names its product stabilizer of axonemal microtubules 2 (gene SAXO2). The record is from RefSeq and is a predicted model, not a curated record. The coding region runs from base 43 to 1407 and encodes 454 amino acids. Gene Ontology annotation, molecular function: microtubule binding. Lineage: Eukaryota; Metazoa; Chordata; Mammalia; Chiroptera; Mormoopidae. Gene Ontology annotation, cellular component: sperm flagellum; centriole; ciliary basal body. The transcript is spliced from 4 exons.